Molecule: messenger RNA, 7421 nt
Organism: Apis cerana (Asiatic honeybee)
Lineage: Eukaryota; Metazoa; Arthropoda; Insecta; Hymenoptera; Apidae
Product: AT-rich interactive domain-containing protein 5B
Biological process (GO): regulation of transcription by RNA polymerase II
Cellular component (GO): nucleus
Molecular function (GO): transcription cis-regulatory region binding
Source: RefSeq, a predicted model, not a curated record
GCGCAUUGCUCGCUCGACCUCGGCAACACUCGAGCACGCUCGUCAUUGCUCGGGCGCCUCCGGCGGCGAAUGGUGGGGCGAGCAGUGUAUCCGUGACGUCACAUAAUUAGAGUAAAUACAAAGUAGUCUUGAUGGGACAGCGGCGUGCGCCGCACCGUGAGUCGCUGGUCCGCGCGCGUCAAACCUAUAUCGUUUCGAUACACGCACACCGCGUUUGUGUAGCUCGUGAUAUAUUGCGCUAUGUGCCGUCAGUGUGUGUGUACCAAAGGAUCCUAGAUGACUGUGGGAAUAGUAAGUGACACUCGUGCAGCAAAGAAAUGGAAAAGAUAGAGUUAUUGGGCGGUGCUUGCUUCAGCCAUGGCCCGUACACGUUCUACAAAGCGGUUAGAAUAGGAAAUGGUCGUGUACUUCGUCUUGGAAGCUUCUUCCUCACGAAACUGUGGAGUGAUGCCGAUCUCGUCAGCAUCGGGGAGCUUCAGCUGUUGUGGAUGGACAGCCGGGGACCGAAUCAACCUCUGGCAUCGUUGCGGUUGUACUUCUUGCCGGAGAACACCCCGGAUGGCCGAAGGGACACGCAUGGAGAGGACGAAGUGCUGACAAUAUCUGAAAAGGUUGUGGUGCGUGUUCAUGAUCUCGUUACGUGGUUAUCGCCUGCAUUGGAAUGGUCAUGGGGUCGGGAAGUAUCUUACCCACCGACCCCAACGUCGUCUCCGGAGAAUAGCCCGUUAAGGUAUGAGAUACCUCAACCGCAGGUGCUCACCGAUCCUGGCAUUGAUUUUUCGGACGUCGAUAAGCAACAGAAGGAGUACGAAAGCAAUCACAACACGCGAAAAUCGGACUAUAGUUCUCAAACGAAAGUGGUGGUGCUCUCGUAUCCCAGGUAUUGCCGAUAUCGAGCACUCUUACGUAGGCUCGAAGGCGCCGAACCGUCCUGGCUUUGCUCAUCCAUAGCAGCCGCACUGGGUGGAUUCACCGCCACACCGGGUACAAGGAUACUCUUCUGUAGAGAUACCUUUGACUAUCCGGAUCUUGAAACUCACGAGCUCCUCUGCAAUCAUUUAGCACCAAAAUUGAAAGGAAGGCCGAGGAGGAAACGCAAAAAGCGCAGCGCAUCGCCCGGUGAAUCGAGUAAUGAAAGUGAAGCUUCCGUUGCAUCCACGUCGAAAAGUGCCCCAGCGAGUUCGAACGUUAUGGUACCGAGCGUUGGUAGGCCACCUUCGUCGGUAGUACGGCGAAGCGAGCGGAAGACCAGCGCGGAGGAAAAGAAAUUCAUAACGGACGUGCAGAAUUUCAUGAACUCGCGGGGUACGCCUGUCGGAAAGAUGCCACUGCUGGGCUACAGGCAGAUCGAUCUCUUCCUGUUUUAUACGAAAGUGCAAAUGCUUGGUGGUUAUGAUUCCGUCAGCGCUGGCCGACUGUGGAAGAAUAUCUACGACGAUAUAGGUGGUAAUACAGGAUCUACCAGCGCCGCGACUAUCACUCGACGGCAUUACGAAAGGUUAUUGUUACCAUAUGAGAGGUAUCAAAGAGGCGAGGAAGAAAAAAUUAGACUGACACACGGAAGACGAAGUAAAAGUAGCAGCGUAUCCGAAGAAUCCGAGGACAUUAAGCAAGAAACGAACGAUUCAUAUCCAUCGGAUACGCCUCCCCCCGUAGAAACGAGUCUUACCACCACGAGCCCUCCCUUACAAUCAAUCGUAUCGACAGCGCCGUUCCUGUCGAAUGAAAAACCCAAAACAGAGACUGGAAAGACGUCGUCUCUACGUAGCGUAAGAGUGAAGCCGGAACGUCUGAAAUCAUUAAAUACCAUGAUUGCCAAUAGUACACCAUCACCCAGCCAGCAAACCAGCCAACUGCCAAGUCCACCACCUUCUUCUAAUACAUCAAUUUCAACGCCGAGUAGUACACCUUCUACCACACCCACGAAUGGUACUGGAAGUCAGAGCGUGUUAGAGAGGCAGCUGAACAGCCCUCUCAUAUCGCAACAAGUUCCACCGUCGUGUUCGCCACCGGGUCUUCCGGUAACCACAGUGGUGACGAAUGCCUCUACAGUUGUUACGUUAACGCCUCCGCCCGAGAAGGACAUGAAAGAGAUCAAAUUGGACCCGAAGCAAACAAGCUUGCUGGCGCAGGGCAAGGAGAACAUCCCGUUGUUCGGCGAAAAGUCAAUUUUUGCGGAGAAGGCUAUAGUGCCUCCUAGAUCGCCGGAGGUGAUCGAUCUUGAAACGGAAAGCGACACGAGUAGGGAUAAGAUAAUCAUUCCCAGCUUCAAGAAGCGCAAACUUGAAAUACUCCGCGAAGGUGGGCUCGAGGUCACUGCCGUCGACUUGGAUACGCGACCGAGCGUUAUUCAAAACAAUUCUCCCGCGCCAGCAACGAUGAAAUCGGAGGAAAAGCCACCGAUAUCGUAUCCUCUUCCAGUCACGCCCAAUUCCAUUCCCAAGUUGAUUUCCGUCACCGUGACGCCCGACAUAGGGCACAUGUUGUCGUCCCCCCAAGAACAUCAGCAACAUCAUCAUCAUCAAGCACGGUUACCAACGCCGACGAAACAACAUCCCGCCCAUUACAAUAACAACAACAACAUCGCAAUGAACAACAACAAUAUGGUGAACAGUCGUGUGAUAAAUCUUGGCACUUCUAAUAACGCCGCGUUGCUACAAUUGUACGCGAACGCCAACGUCCCACCACCGGCAUCGUCGGGGUUGCAUCAAGCAAAUCAUCGUUUCGUGCCGCCAACUGUUCCUAACGGUAGGAUAUUUCCGCCCAAGGUGACACAGUCGAGGUCGAUAUUCGCACACAACGAAAAGACGGUUUACGGAGAUCCAAAAGAAAUUCCUAUCCCUCCAAAAUAUCGUCCCUCGCUGCAUCGUUUGCAGCCGCAUCCGAUGUAUAGUAAUAACGAUCCCGUUUACGGCGGGGUUCUCGACUUGACGCAAAAAUCUAACAAGCCGACGUACCCGAGGCCGAGCUUAGAAAUAGUGAAAGUACCUGUAGUGCCGAGGCCUAAUCCAUUGAACUUGGAGAUGAGGAACUCGUCCACGCAUAAAGAAAAACCAACAGAUUGUUCGAAACGAAGUACCUUCCCUGGUUAUCAGAGUGUACUCGACAGUCGAACCAUGGCUUCGAAUAAUUUAGAAAUUACAAUCGUAAAUCCUAAGCAAAAGAGUAAUCACCUAUGUACACCGGCUCCUGUCCGCGUACCGAGUCCAUCUAGAAAUAAUGCAAUACCUAUGCAAAGAAGACAGCAAUUGAACGGCAAGUAUAUGACAAGGAGUGAACCAAUUUCACCUUAUACACCUAGGAAACCGAGUCAUCCUGUUAUACCGAAUGUACCUAAUCUAAAUCAUCUAAAUAGUGGAAAUUAUACCAGGAUGGCUACGAUCCAACAACAAAACACGAUCGAUAGGAGAAAAAACGUAGAGAUAGGCGGUAAGGAGCAGCAUCACCAUCAUCAUCAGCAUCAUCAACACCAGCAGCAUCACCUUCAUCAACAGCAACAUUUGCAUCCGCAUCCUCAUCAACAUCAACAGCAUCAACAACAACCGCAUCAACAACAUCAGCACCAACAUCACCAACAUCAGCAGCAACAGCGUCGGAUCAGCGAGGGCGAUAAAUCGUUAAUCGCUCAACAACACCAGCAGCAGCAGCAGCAGCAACAACAACAGCAGCAGCAGCAGCAACAGCAACAACAACAACAACAACAGGAACCAAGGCAAACCGAAGCUGGAAGAAGACACAGUGUUCCGAGUAUACCUUCUGGUUUCGUACCUGCAGUGCCGCAAAACAAUCCAGCUUACCUUCCGCAACUGCCAAAUACGCCCGGCAAGUUCCUACCGAUUUUAGACCCCAUGUACUAUUCCGCAUUCUAUAAUGGUUUAUUCCCCCCGCCGAUUCCGCCCACGGCUGCAACGUCGUUUUUACCGCCGGAAUUUAGUGCAUACUAUAAAGAAUUACUUGCUUCCUCGCAACCAAGACUGGGGAUGGCGGGGCAGCACCAGCCGGCUGCUCCAACGUCUAAGUAGGCAAAUGGGAUCUCAUAUAGGGUUUCCGAUGUGUAGCGAACGUCGGUUUCAUUUCUAAGGACAAAGAUCCGUCGGAUUCCUCGCUUCGAAUUCUAUUUUCAUUGAAAUUACUCGGGAGGACUUCCUCGUAUGUGUCAAUAAAUAAAGACAUUCAAGCGGAAAAAAAAAAAAAGGAAAAUUAAUCACUGAUAAUAGGGGGAAAAAAAAAAUGUGUAUUUAAGUUAUCGUUUUAAGGAUUUUUCGAUGAUCAUUUAAAUAUACUGUAUUUGAAUACCAUUCUAAAUAUUCUAAUGAGGGUAGGUAGGAAUGAAGACGGAAGUUUUUUCGUUCGAAUUAUAUAAUAAAACGAGAAGAAGUGACUAUCAACGUUCGAACGUGGACGAGUAAAAAUAUAUGGAUACAGUAAACUAGGUGUGUACUACAUGCAUAUAUCAUGCAAUAAAUUAGGUAAUAAUUUUUAUAUGUAACAAUAAUAACGAGAUAACUUCAUUGUAAAUGGAAAUCGAUGAAACGAUGUUUCGGUCUUAUUUUAAUUUUUAUAUAUAUAAUAAUCGAGAGAAUAUUCGAUAUUAAUUAAGGGGGAAAAAAAAAACGAGCGUACUAAAACACUGUGAUAACGAUUAAAAAAAAAAAAAGGAAAAAAAAGAGAAAUGCUGAAACUCAUAUUAGGAACGAAUGAAUGCAGUUGACUCUUUUUCAUACGAUAAUACGAUUUUUUUUCUACGUUUAUUCUUCGCAAAGUUUAAGUGUAUAACCACUACUACAAGUGUCGAGUGUUAGGAGUAAUCUAAUAAAUCAAGAAGUUCGAGUACUAGUUUUAUUUUCUUUUUUCAUUAUUUUAUAUAUUGUUUUUGUAAAAUGUACAUUUUUCGAGAGAUUAAUAAUUUGAUUGUUCAUCAUAAGUCCGAAUUCCUUUAUUUCGAACGUGCGAUGUGAUAACUAAAUAAAUAUAUAAAUAAUUAUAAAGAAAUAUAUAUAUAAAAUAUAUAUAUAUAUAUACAUAUACAUAUAUAUAUAAAUAUAUAUACGUAUACACGUACAUACGUGUAUAUGCGAGAUCUUUAAACCGACGGAUCGUCAAGAAUGUAUAAUUGUUUAUUGUAUAACGACAAAUCUUACGUAGUAACGAUCGCGAGAACCCUAUUCUACUGUGUAAGUUUAGACAAUUUUCAUUGUAUUGACACAUACAUACCAAUCACCAUACACAUACACGCAACACUGAUCUGUAGUCAACUCUAACAAAUAAGUGCACGUAAGCGAUGAUUAUAGCAACGAGAUAAUGUACAUAAUGUAUAUAAUCACGUAUUCGUUAAGCUAGAUAAAUUCCCUGCAUUAUAUCUUUCAACAUUACGUAAGAGCGUUAAGAUUUAGUAAAUGUACAGGCUGUCUUAUUUGUGUGGCCAACGAUAGUCGUAUCGCUACAUAUAUACAUAUGUAUGUAUAUUCUUAUUAGGGUGCAACGCAAUAUUUUACAGAAUAAUUCUAGAAAAUUUCUUGUACAUUGAACACAUAUACGGAAGAAAAAGAAAAAAGAAAGAAAUGAAUGAAAAUAAGCGCGGAUAAUAAAAAAAUCUUUUCAUUUUCGUGUACGACGUAUAUACGUAUAUACAUAUAUAUGCUCGUAAAUAACAAACAGAAAGAAAUAGAAAAGAGAAAGAAUGCGAAUCGUACAUUGGUUUCAAUUAAAAUAGCACCAUCGUAAUAAUUGACUGAUUAAAUAAACGCGAUCGCUGCCGAGGAACGAUCGAACAUCGCGGGCCACCAACGUUUUGAGGAACGGAAGAAUAAAAAGAAGUACCGAUGGUAUAUCCAUGUUAAAUGUAGACAUAUUGAUAGAAUUUGUUCGUUUUAGGAUACUCUGAUAAAGGAAAAAAAAAAUAACAAAAAAUAAACAAUAUCAGAUUAACGUUAAAAAACAUUCGUAACCCUAAAACGUACAAUAAUGUAAAUGGUCCUCACCAUGGACUAUUCUAGCAAAAAAAAAAAAAAAAAUCAGAUUUCUAUAUCGAUGUCUUUCAACAAUAAGUUGUUCAUGUUUGGAAGUUCUUUUACGAAACAAGAGCGAAAUGAUGAACGUCGUUGCAACUUAGGAUCGCGGUUUUUCGAAAGGUCUUCGAGUUAAGCCCGACGUAUUGAAAAUCAUAUAAAGCUUUUAUUUCUUUUUGUUUCAAUCGAUAAUCAUAAUAAUGCAGAAAGGAGCAUGAAUUAUUUCUUUUUUUUUUUUUUCUCACGAUGAAUAAUUUUGUUUUUAUGAGAUAUGCCUCGAGAUGCUUCUCUUGUUCCAAUGGUGCUAUGUUGCGAAGUAUUUCUAAAAAAAAGUCUUAGUUUUUUUUUUUUUUCUUUUUUGAAAAUUUAUUAAGGAAAAAAUAUCGUCGGGAACCAACGAGAUCGUUGACGUAUUGUGAAAGAAAUACGAUCUAAGACAGACCUUCUUCACGUCCAAGUCUGAUAAACCGUAUUCGAAGGUAAAAAAGACUUCUGAUUUCAAUGUGUGAGUGUAUAUCAAAAAUAGAUACGUUAUUGUUGCGAUUCAAUAUAAAUUCCGCGAAAUUAAUUAAACAAUAACUGAAAACAAAGAAUGGAAGAAAUAAAAUAUGACGAAGAGGAAAAUUUUCUUUUUCUCGUAAUGAAGAUUAAAAUAAUAAUAAAAAAAAAAAAAAAAAAGAAAAGAGGAAGGGCUUGUACGAGAAUACGUGCCAUAAAACUGCUUAGAUAGUGACUUUCAAAAUCGAACGAUAACGACGAUCGUUUGUAUGUGCUUUUAACGAGCCCUUUAUCAAUUAGAGAGACUAUAAGAUUGUAGAAGAAAGUUUAAAGGAAAGAGAGGAAGUGCAAAAAUUCCAUAUGGAAGAUUUUAUGUAAUUAAUUUCUGUUUUGUUACCGUGGUUGUUUUAAUCUCGAAUUAUAGUGAGCGUGAGCGUUCAAGAAGAAAUUGAAAGAAUGUGCGUAUGUAUGUGAAACAAAGAAAAAAAGAAGAUAAAGAAUGAGAGAUAUCAAAUCCGCGCGAUCAGAUGUGAAUGUAUGAAUGAGAAUACAGAGAGAAAAUUAGAGAAUGAUUAAUAUUCAGAAAAAAAAAAAAGAAAGUCUAUGUUCGUUUUUUUGUUUUUCUUUUUGCGAGUUUUUUUCUUCAUUUUGUAUACUUAGCAGUGACUUUUUAGCGUAACCCUCGUUUCCCAAUUUAAUAAUAAUUAUUAUUACGAUACAAAUAUUUUUUAUUAUAUGGGCAUUUCAGUUCCUAAAUUGGAAAUAAAAUAUCUACUACGAAUGAUUUCAGUUAUUGAUAAGGCUCAAGUAAGUGAAUACGAUUCCCUUCAAAAAUUAUAUAACAUUUGAAAAUUUUAAUUUAAAACUUCAAAAUUUUUAUUUGAAUUUAUAAAAUAAAAGAAUUUUAACCUUGAA